Messenger RNA from Magallana angulata, 4322 nucleotides. RefSeq lists its product as uncharacterized. The transcript is spliced from 9 exons. The coding region runs from base 121 to 1227 and encodes 368 amino acids. The record is from RefSeq and is a predicted model, not a curated record. Lineage: Eukaryota; Metazoa; Mollusca; Bivalvia; Ostreida; Ostreidae.
UCGACGUCAGCAUGAGCCCGUGAUACGUGUAUGGUAAGAAGUCGGGAAAGCUGUUGUGAAUUUGCAGACCAUAUUUUCAUUAAUUUUAUGUCAAGUUUAUCAUAACACGUCGCCAAAAUAAUGGAGUUUACAGAGGUCGUAUCUCCGCAUGUUGCAGUACCAGUGGUUGGAGUUUUACUUUGUGCGUUUUUGGUUUUUGCGUUUGGGUUUAAAACACCUGGUCAACCACCAAGCUUCAAUUUUGAAGAAGAUAACAAGCGAAAGAGAUCAAAGAAAUCAAAGCCUUCAAAGAAUCAAACAAAUGGACAUGUUAUAGCAGCAAAUGAUGAUGAAAGUGAUAAAGCUAACAAGCUGUCAGUGCAAUCAAAAGUGACAAAGUCUCCAAAAUCAACUGCCAAAAAGUCUCCAGAACAGAAUAAAAAGAUCAAGAAACAAGCCAAAGAAAUAGAAGAAUCUAAACCUGUGGCCCCUGCACCUGUAUCUGAAGAUGAUGGAGUUGGGUGGACAACUCAGGUGUCCAAGAAAGACAAAAAGCAGAAGAAAACUAUCGUUGAGUCUGACAUUGAAUACAAAAGUGUUGAGGAGAAGCCAACAGAGAAAGCCAGUGCUGAGGAGAAGAAUAAAUCUGUUGACCAGAAGAAGAAAAACAAGAAAAAGAAUCAACAGGAAACUGUUACAGUUCAAGAAGAGAAGGUCAUAGAAACGAAAGUAGAACCCAAGGAAACAGUAACAGAAAGUAAUAAAAAGACCAAGAAUAAGAAAAAGCCUGAGGUGAGCAAAGAGCCUGAAAAAAAGACAACUGAUGCAGCAAAGCCUAGAGCAGAACCUGAGAAGAAAAAAGAGGAACCCGCAAAGCAAGCCAAGGAGAGUGCCCCAGAAACGAAGUCUUCACCAAAGAAGAAGAAAGGAGCACCGGCCCCUGAGAAAAAGGAGGAAGAAAGCAAGCCUGAACCAAUUAAAGAGAGUAAGAAGGCAGUAGCUGCCCCAGAGAAAACUGCUGGGGACUCAAAGAAAUCAAAAGCAAAGCCCAGUGCUUCCUCUGAACCCAAAGCUGCCAAAGCAACCCAAGAUGUGGUCUCAGAAUCAAAGAAAAACAAAGAUGAGGCUGAGGCCAAAGAGAAAGUUGUUGAAAAAGAUGAUUCCGCUGUCUCAUUUGAUGAAAUUGGAGAAUCCUGGGUUGAAGCCAAGCCAAAAAGCAAGAAGAAGAAAGCCAGGCGAGACAACUAGCCACUGGUGUUUGUUUUUUUGUUGUUGUUGCUAGAUACUGCAAUAAAAGGUGCUGGAUCCUUGUUUAUGAGGCACUGUGACCUUGACACAUUAUGACAAAGGCCUUGAUUGUGGUGGUUCAUUUAUAUAAGUGCAAGGCCUGCUCACAUUUCAGGCACAGUCAAAGGCACAGCUUGCAUAUCAGAGAAGAAAAAUAAUGACCAUAACUAUAUGUUUCAUUUUGUUUUAAAAUUAUCAUAGGUUAAAAAUGUUGAAUUACAUGUAUAUAGACAUUUUAGCUGUUUUUCAGAUUAGAAGGGGAUUCAGUUGCAAAAAAGUGGUCCCAAUAUUUUCAGAUUGUUUUUAGUCUUGAUUCGAAGAAGAUUUACGCAAAUGAAUAUAAUGAAACAUUUUAUCUGCGGUAACUUGUAUUAGUAUUGCUCAACCCAUUUUCCUGUGAUUUUUGUUAUCUGUUUUUUUUUUUUUCAUCCCUCUGACACGGUGUUAAAAGAUUUCAGCAAUUUUUUGAUACUGAAGAGUUUUGCAAGCCAAAUUAGGAGUAACAUAGGCUGUUGUAUAAAUAAUCUAGUCAGCAUUUACAAGAAUAAUGCUGUUGGUGUAACUUUUGAAGAAUUCAUUACCUCAAACUUUGUUUGGGUAGUAGAGACUAUAAGAAGAGAAGUCUUUAAAAAACAGUUUAAAUUCUGUAAUUGUUCCAUUUAUACAACAUAGAAAUCAAUUCAAAAGGGAUAUACAUGUACUACAUGUAUAAAUGUUUUUGGAGAAAUUAAGAUGGGCUCUUCAGCUUAAAUAUAUAAUAUAUUAUUUGUUAUUUCUGAUUUCUGUUUCUAUACUUCCCUUUACUGGUAUGGUAUGUUUGUCUGAAAAAGAAUCUAAGUAUAACACCAUAUAAAUGAAAAUCUUGUUACAGAACUUGCACUUAAUUUGUGUUAUAAAAGAAUGAAGAUAUAUUGAGACUUUGAUAGCAAUUAUAGAUUUCUUUUGCAAUGUCUGUGUCAAUAGGAUGUAAAUGUGCUUUGAUAGCAUAUGAUAUUGUGAAGCAAUAAGUUCUCGUUAUUGAAAACAGCACUUUUGUAACACUUGAAAAGUUUGCUUGAAAAGAGAAAUUUGUCUCAAAAUUGAAAGGAUCUUGUUAUUGAUAUAUUUAGGCAGGUGCUGUCUGUACAACAUUUCUAUCAUUGGAUCUAUUAAAAUAUACAUUCCAGAUUUUCUUUGGCAGCUUUAAUUUUAAUAGUGCAUUAAGGGGUGUUUGUAAAAAAAAUGUUUUAUUUUUAUUCUCUUGAAUGUAUAAAUCUUUACAUUGUCAGAAAAGCAUAGGCGUCCAUUUCUUGAAAGAAAAAAUUAAUACAGUGUAUAGGCUUGUCUUCCAGGGUUUGGUUUCUGUGUUUUUUGUAAACACAUUAUAUCUUGCCAUGGGCUGAAUAUAAUUGUAUUAAUGUGGUCUUAUUUGAAAUAUAUAGAACUUAUAAUUUUUGCGAAGUGACCACGGAAUCCUGAUAUUGAUUAUUUCUGUUAUUAAAAGUGCCAAAGCAGUGGAGGACACCAUUCAUGAAUUCUUAAGGAAGAUUGUAAAUGAUAGAAAAUGUAAUGUGUUGAAACCUUAAUUUAAUUGUUGGCCAUGAAAUGUAUUUUGUGAAAAAUUAUUUAUUUUGGAGUUGUGUCUGUAAUUAUAUGUGAAAAUAAUUGCAUGAGUAAAACUACAGCAGUGUGAUUUUUCCAAGCAUGUAAGUGCUGUUUGUGUACAAAUAAAUAUUUAGUAUUUAUGUUUAACCAGUUAUUUUGAAGAAGAAAAAAUUGAUGUUUCAAAAGUAUUUAUUGAUACAUGUAUAUUAUAUGUAUUUUUGAUUAUUAAUUGUCAAUUAAUAUGACAAAUAUUUAUGAAACUUUUAAGUGACCAAUGGUUAAGCAAAUUGUUUACUGAUGACUGGUGAAAAAUGGACCAAGGAUAUAAAUAAAUAAUGGAAGAGAAGAAAAGACAGCAGUGAAAUUGUAUGUCUGCAUUUGUUUACUUUGUGGUUAUGGGAUUCAUUAUUAUAUGGUUAAUACAAUGUCAUUUUCACUCAGACUAGUGCACUUUCGUAUGCUUAAAAACCUAAAUAUAAAAAAAAGAGUAUUCAAACUUGGUACUUUUCGUUGAAUGGCAGAUAAAGUUAUGGUGAUUUUUGCAUGAGAGAAUUUAUAUUCAUUCUGUGAACGAGGUGGUCUAGUAUGUGUGAUUGCUUUAAUAAACUUUUGGUGGGUGAAUAUGGGAGCAGAUGUCAUGGUUUUAUAUUCAAUGGUAUACAAAUUUCAAAGCUUUAGGUAGAAGAGAGUAAAUGCUGGUCAAAGUCUUAAAGGGGUUUAUCUUGGGUUUGAUUACAUGCAUGUACUGUAUUAAUGUAUUAAGAAUUUAUAUAAUUGUGUGUAUAUUGAUUUUAAAUUUGCCAACAUGUUCAUUCAAAAGAUUGAUUUUCCAUUACCUGUUUUAUCUUAGUUACAUUUACCAGUUUGUCAAACAGUCUGUGUUUAUAUAUGUUGGGCAUGGUUGAGUAAGAAACAGAAUUGAGGAGUUUUGUAAAAUUAUAUGAAUGUUUUUUUUAUUUACUAUGAUCAAAAAAGAUAAUUGAUAAAAUGGAUUGUAAUUCUCUGAAAGUGAUUAUUAUGCUGUAUAUAUAUACAUGUGUAUGUCAAAGGUUUGAUGGUGCAUAUAUGAAUAAUGCUGUUAAUGUUAACAUGACCAACCAAUCAGAAGUCAGUUUACAGGGUAUGUGGUAAUGCAUCUCCUAUCAGAUCUGUCUUUGUAAGUCUACACUUUAUUAUGUGGCAUUAGUGGACCAUUCCAGGAUUUUGUGCAUAUACUUGUAUUCAUAUAUUUUUUUGAUUUUUUUUUUAAAUGUAUGGAACGUAAGAAUUUGUUGAGCGAUUUGUGAUGCCAUUGCACUGGUAGUUUUGACGGGUUUUUGAAUCAUUGGAAAGAGGAAUGUACUGCAUGUAGUCUGUGUGUGAGAGGGGAAGAUGACUGGUGUGAUCACUCUCUAUCAGGUUCACUUAGGUUGUGUUCAUUAUAGAAACAGAAAUGACAAGAAUUAAAAUUGAUCAUAUAUAUACAUAUACAA